AUGAGCCUCCUUCGCCAUUCCCUGCGUGCCUUAAAAGCUGUCAACACUACAGCUCCUCUUGGCCCCCUUGUUGCUCGAUUCUCUACUGAUGGUACAGUGUACGGUGUUCCAGAGCAGAAUACACCUACGGAGGACCCUCAAGUUGUAAUUCCAGAGGUACACCAAACACUCGAGUGGUGCCUCUCGUCACCUCCUCCUCUUCAUCAAUUUGAUGAAGCUCCAUUGGUUAUUGAAACACCUCAAGUGACAAAUACAGAGAAAAACAAACAGUUACAACAACCACAAAAACCACAAGAGCAUGACACAAUCUGUAGUCUCUAG
Messenger RNA from Peronospora belbahrii, 321 nucleotides. The record is from the annotation of a GenBank genome assembly. Lineage: Eukaryota; Oomycota; Peronosporomycetes; Peronosporales; Peronosporaceae.